UUCAACGACGGGACGUGAACGCAACACGCACGCAGUUGCUCGGCUGCAGACUCCGCCCCCCUCCAUGUGAUACAUGGAGCAAAAUGGGAUUCAGUCAGUGACUGGUGGUCGGGGAUGGUAAAUGCACCUUAAGUUGCCAUCCACCAGUAAAAAACAAAAGAAGUAGAAGUCAGUGACUGGUCGUUGAAAGUGGUCAGUAGAGACUUGAUCCAAAGUGCAAAGAUGCGAGUAGCAGUGAUUGGAGCUGGAGUCAUUGGCCUGUCAGCAGCUCAGAGUAUAUAUGAGCAGUACCACUCCAUAGUCAGCCCACUGACCAUUGAGGUGUAUGCAGACCGCUUCACCCCUCUGACCACCAGCGAUGGAGCCGCUGGCUUCUGGCAGCCAUACCUCUAUGAUAAGGGCAACAUCCAGGAGACAAAGUGGAAUAAGGAGACCUUUGAUUACCUGCUAAACUGGCUGAGCUCACCUGAGGCAGUAAAAAUGGGCAUAUUCCUCCAAUCAGGUUACAACCUCUGCACCGAACCCCUUCCAGAGCCAUCGUUUAAAGACAUCGUCCUGGGCUUCAGACAGCUCACAGAGCGGGAGCUGCAAAUGUUUCCUGGAUACAAGUUUGGCUGGUUCAACACAGCUCUCAUGGUGGAAGGUAAAACCUAUUUACCAUGGCUGAUGAAGUGGUUGAAAGAGAGGGGCGUCAAAUUUUAUCACAAGAAGAUAGAGUCAUUUAAAGAGCUUUCUGAUGCUGGGGUGGAUGUGAUAAUAAACUGCACUGGGAUAAGAUCUGGGGAGCUGCAGCCUGACCCGGACCUAACACCAGGCCGCGGCCAGAUAGUUAAGGUGGACGCCCCCUGGCUGAAGCAUUGGAUUAUUACCCACAGCACCAAAGCUGGAGUGUACAAUUCACCGUAUAUCAUCCCAGGGAGCCGUCUUGUGACUGUGGGAGGGGUUUUCCAGCUGGGAAACUGGAGUGAGCAGAACAACUCCACUGACCAUGAGAACAUCUGGAAGACUGCCUGUCGGCUUGAGCCCAGUCUCAAGCAUGCCAAGAUAGUAGAGGACUGGGCCGGUCUCAGGCCUGUUCGCAGCAAAGUCCGACUGGAGCGAGAGACCAUACAAUCCGGUGGCUCCACAAUUGAGGUCGUACACAACUACGGCCAUGGUGGCUUUGGGCUCACCAUUCACCGGGGUUGUGCUCAGGAGACAGCAAGACUGUUCGGUCAGAUUGUGGCGCAGAAGGGCAAACGCCCCAAAGCUCGCCUGUAGGCCUGAGUCCAGCAACAGGGAUUGGGACUCUUUAACAAAGCAAACUAUGCUGACAAUCAUUACAACCUGAGAUGCCUUUCAACAAAUGAGUUUGAGUUAAAAAAUAAUUGUCAGUGUUUUAUGUUUUUGUAGUUUGUUGUAAAUCCAUUGAUUCUAGAAUAUAAAAUUUCUCUUCUAAUUUUAUAAAUAAUAAUAAAAAAAUGACUCCAUUUGCA
This is a messenger RNA of Poeciliopsis prolifica (blackstripe livebearer), 1475 nucleotides long. Its product is annotated as D-amino-acid oxidase-like. Bases 223 to 1260 code for a protein of 345 amino acids. The record is from RefSeq and is a predicted model, not a curated record. Lineage: Eukaryota; Metazoa; Chordata; Actinopteri; Cyprinodontiformes; Poeciliidae. Gene Ontology annotation, molecular function: D-amino-acid oxidase activity; FAD binding. The transcript is spliced from 11 exons.